Messenger RNA from Radiomyces spectabilis, 621 nucleotides. RefSeq lists its product as uncharacterized. Bases 1 to 621 code for a protein of 206 amino acids. The transcript has 4 exons. NCBI's taxonomy places the organism in Eukaryota, Fungi, Mucoromycota, Mucoromycetes, Mucorales, Radiomycetaceae. The record is from RefSeq and is a predicted model, not a curated record.
AUGAACUUCUCUCCAUACGCUCCUUCGCCUGACGAAGAUCGCACCAAAAGAAUCCAGCAAGAAAAAAAUAAAAACAAACAGCCUCAGGCGAAAAACAAGCAAACAUUCAACUAUGCGCCGGUCAACUCAUCGGCAUCCACUUACAGUCCGUAUCAAGCUGGAGACAACCGACCUGGCUUGGGAUUUCCAAGCUCAUCUACCACACUUAUCAAUGAAGGCUUAUUCUCAGGUCCUUCAGGCUUGGGAGCUCCUUCCGGAGUUCCAGUGGGCACACAGCGCGUAAACAAGUAUGAGACCGCCUUACCGAUCCGUGUUGAUUUUGAAGCAGCCCUGACCUAUAUACUUGGCCCUGUUACAGGCCUGUUAUUCUUGAUCCUUGAGACACAAAAUGAUUAUGUGCGAUUUCAUGCAUGGCAGUCAUCGCUAGUCUUUCUUGCACUGAUGCUCUGCCACUUUGUUAUCAUGUUUAUUUCAAGUUUUCUCUCCUGGGCUCUCUUUUGCUUUGACAUUUUCCUACUGCUGUGGUUAACAUAUAGGGCCUAUUUGGAUGGAGCCACAUUGGAACGUUAUGAAUUACCAUACUUUGGACCUAUUGCCUCUCGAUGGGUUGAUGAAGAAUAA